UAGAUGUGAGUGGGAGGCUGAACACAUUCACACCGACAGAGACAGACAGGAGUAAAGCAGGCUGUUUCAUGAUGCUUAUGCUCGUGGUUAUUGCGGCUGGUUUAGGGGUGGUCGCGCUGAUUUUAAGGUUGUUUUCUCCUCAAAUCAGAAAAUAAUCAGCAGGAGGAGUGUGUCAAUCCACAGCACGGUUAGAUGGAAAAGUUGCCUUGAUCACAGGAGCAAACUCAGGAAUCGGGAAGGAAACAGCUUUGGAUUUGGCCUCUCGAGGUGCACGUGUGAUUCUGGCGUGUCGUGAUGUAGAGAAGGGCGAUGGGGCGGCGACAGAGAUCCGUACACGAGUGGGUGGAGCUAAAGUGGAGGUGAGGGAGCUGGACCUGGCCGACACCUGUUCCAUCCGAGCCUUCGCUCAGAGAUUCCUGCGAGAGGUUGAUCACCUGCACAUACUGGUCAAUAAUGCCGGAAUCAUGAUGUGUCCUUAUAUGAAGACAGUCGAUGGCUUUGAGAUGCAUAUUGGGGUCAAUCAUCUGGGCCACUUCCUGCUCACAUACCUCCUCAUUGGUCUGCUAAAGCGUAGUGCUCCAUCACGAAUCGUGGUUGUUUCUUCACUGGCACAUAAUUUCGGCUGGAUUCGAUUCCAUGACCUGCACAGUCAGGGCAGCUACAACAGCGGCCUUGCCUACUGCCAGAGCAAGCUGGCUAACGUGCUUUUCACACGCGAGCUAGCGCGCAGGCUCCACGGGUCAAACGUGACAGUGAACUCCGUGCACCCCGGAACGGUGAGGUCAGAGCUGAUGCGUCAUUCUACUGCGAUGUCGCUGCUGUUUGCCGUCUUCCCCAUGUUCCUGAAGACCCCGAAGGAAGGAGCUCAGACGUCUGUCUACUGCGCCGUCGCUGAGGAGCUCCAGUCAAUCUCAGGCAAACAUUUCAGUGAUUGUGCCCCUGCUUUUGUGGCCCCUCAGGGACGUAAUGAGGAGACGGCACGGACUCUGUGGGAUGUAAGCUGUGAAUUACUAGGGAUUGAGUGGGACUGAAACAUUCAUUUGACCUGCUUUUUUUCUCUUCUGUUUUUUCCACC
Molecule: messenger RNA, 1075 nt
Organism: Sinocyclocheilus anshuiensis
Lineage: Eukaryota; Metazoa; Chordata; Actinopteri; Cypriniformes; Cyprinidae
Product: retinol dehydrogenase 11-like
Exons: 7
Coding region: 465-1031 (188 amino acids)
Source: RefSeq, a predicted model, not a curated record